Diospyros lotus (date-plum) is the source of this 862-nucleotide messenger RNA. Its product is annotated as 14 kDa proline-rich protein DC2.15-like. The record is from RefSeq and is a predicted model, not a curated record. Bases 74 to 490 code for a protein of 138 amino acids. NCBI's taxonomy places the organism in Eukaryota, Viridiplantae, Streptophyta, Magnoliopsida, Ericales, Ebenaceae. The transcript has a single exon.
CCCCUUUAUAAACCCUUCCUUUCCCUUCCCUUCCCCCCCAAGCCCAGCUCGUCCUCCUCAAACCUAGCCAGCCAUGGCUGCCGCCUCCCCCUCCAAGGCCGCCAUUGCCACUCUCUGCCUCCUCCUCCUUUCCACCCUCUCCACCGCCUGCGAUCCCUGCCACCCCAAGCCCAAACCCAAGCCCAAGCCCACCUGCCCCCCUCCGCCGGCAGUCGUUCCCCCGCCCUCGCCCCCGUCCUGCCCCAGAGACACCCUCAAACUCGGCGUCUGCGCCGACCUCCUCGGCCUCGUCCACGUUGUCGUCGGCUCGCCGGCGUCCAGCCCGUGCUGCGCGCUGCUCCAGGGCCUGACGGAUUUGGAGGCGGCGCUCUGCCUUUGCACCGCCGUUAAGGCCAAUGUGCUCGGCAUCAACUUGGACAUCCCCGUCACGCUCAGCUUGCUGCUCAGCGCCUGCGAGAAGUCGGUCCCGCCGGGCUUCCAGUGCGGCUAGUUAGGCUGGCAGAAAAAUCGAAUUAGUGGCUCUUUUAAUCGAAUCAAACGGUUGGCUUGUUUGUCAAUUUCGCUGGCUAUAGAAUGAGGAGUGGAUAUAUAUAUUAUAUAUAUUAAUUGUGGCUCUUUGCAUGGCUUACUAGCUAGAUCUUCAUCUUCAUGUCUUUCUUUAACUUUCCAGCUGGGUUGUCAAUCUGUUUUUAGUAAUAACAUGGGCAAGAUGCUUUGCCUUGGUGAUAUCAAUUAAUAAUGUGUAAUCGUCGGUUAAUUAUUAUGUAAUGACUCGUUUGAUAUCUCUGAAUUUAUAAUUUGUUGUAAAUUGAGCUGUAUUCAUUGAUGAAUUAUAUAUAAAUUUUAUAUUGAUAUUUUUAAA